GGGACUCAGAGUUUAAGGCUCCUCUCCCAUACAGCAACUCUGCACAACCCAAGCAGACCAACUUUGGGACUUUGAAUGAACAUAUUUACAUCCACCUUUCUCUUCAUGUCGACUUUUCUGGAAACAUUCACACGGAUGCCAUGGUUACUCCUACCACGAUCUUACAGGUGAACAAGGUGAUGUCCAUCUUGUUUUAUGUGAUAUUUCUCUCUUAUCUUCGUGGCAUCCAGUCUACCAACAUGGAUCAAAGGAGUUUGCCAGAAGAUUCAAUUAAUUCUCUUAUCAUUAAACUCAUUCAGGCAGACAUUUUGAAAAACAAGCUUUCUAAGCAGAUGGUAGAUAUCAAGGAAAACUAUCAAAACACAGUGCAGAAAGUAGACACACAGCAAGAUAUGGAUGGAGAUGAAAAUGUGAAAUCAGACUUCCAGCCAGUUAUCUCAAUGGAUACAGACCUCUUAAGGCAGCACAGACGCUACAACUCUCCCCGAGUCCUCUUGAGCGACAACACACCGCUGGAACCACCACCUCUGUACCUCAUGGAGGAUUAUAUUGGAAACUCGGUGGUGGUGAACAGAACCUCCCGGCGGAAAAGGUACGCGGAGCACAAGAGUCACCGAGGGGAAUAUUCUGUUUGUGACAGUGAAAGUUUAUGGGUGACGGACAAAUCAUCUGCGAUCGACAUUAGAGGACACCAGGUAACUGUUCUGGGAGAAAUUAAAACAGGCAACUCUCCAGUAAAGCAAUACUUUUAUGAAACGAGGUGUAAAGAAGCCAAGCCGGUAAAAAAUGGCUGCCGCGGCAUUGAUGAUAAGCACUGGAACUCCCAAUGCAAGACAUCCCAAACAUACGUUAGAGCACUGACUUCAGAAAAUAAUAAACUGGUAGGCUGGAGAUGGAUAAGAAUAGACACCUCCUGUGUGUGUGCAUUGUCAAGAAAAAUAGGAAGAACAUAAAUCUGCAUCUCUGCUAUAUAAAUUAUUACUUUAAAUUAUAUGAUAUGCAUGUAGCAUAUAAAUGUUUAUAUUGUUUUAUAUAUUAUAAGUUGACCUUAUUUAUUAAACUUCAGCAAAUCUACAGUAUAUAAGCUUUCUCUCUCAAUAAACAAGAGCAAAGGGUGUGUGCCUCUGCUGUGGGCAACUCCAGGUUUUUUUAGACUAUGUUUGUGACACUGCUUGUUGGCAGCAUACUGUAACCUUACUGUAAAAUCUGUGUAAAAUCAGUAUUUUUCAUUCAGUAUUGUCAAGCCAGUGACUGUCAUUUAGUAAACUUGUUAAAAAUCAGAUCAAUGUCAAGAGUUGCGUACAUAUUUAUAUUCCCUGCUCUAUACGUUCACGUUUAAUUGGAUGCAGUAUUGACUCCUGACACCAAAACUAAAAUGGACCAAAAUAUGUGUUGUAGACUGCAGAUGAUGUCAACAUUACAGGCUUCAAGCAGCCAUUUCUGUGUAUUAUGCCAUUUUUUCCAGUGAAAUGACCAUUUUCGCUCUGGUAGCAUUUCACAGUGACAGCUAAUAAUCCAGUAACUUUCAUUUAUGUUUUUGAAACACAUUUGUUUUACAACUCUUUCUAGUGCUGCCAGUUCAUCAUAGAAAGAAUUAAAAAAAAAAUUAUCUAAAAUAUUUACAGCAGGAAUUUACUGAAGCCAAGAACCAAUCUAAAUGGAUAGUGAAAGAUGAUUUCUUCAGAUUUUACUAUUUGUUGUGAUCAGCCUCUUCCUCCUCACACAAAUCAAUUAUCUUCUGCUUGCAUUGUUGGAUCAUUCCUCUUUGUCUGAGUUUUUAAAUUAGAAAUAAAGCUGAUGGUGUCUUAACCUUAAAAGAGCCCUUGGCUUGCAAAUUUUAGUAAAGAAAAAUAUAAUAUCCUGGCAUGGAUAUCAAAGCCACACACCUGUAUGAAGCAGUUCUCCUCAGCAAUCCAUUCUCCAUUUUUGACAGGGGCAAAAAUAUGCUCAACAAAUCUGGUACUUUUCAUAAAAACAUAAAAUAAUAGAUCUUUUUGAGCAGUAUGGUGACUGAAAAGCAAGUAGUCCGUAGUUAUAAUGAAGUUCUUCAAUUAUACAGGUGAGUUGUUACUUAGGACAGAUAAAUGUACUAGCAUAUAUAUACCUCAAACUCUCCUUUCUAUUGUCAUGUAGCUCCACUGGGGACAAUAAUAAUUACACUUCCUGAAGAGAUCAUAGAAUCAUAGAAUGGUUUGGGUUGGAAGGGACCUUAAAGACCAUCUAGUUCCAAACCCUGCCCGGGGCAGGGACACCUCCCAAUAGACCAGGUUGUUCAAAGCCCCAUCCAGCCUGGCCCUGAACACCUCCAGGGAUGGGGCAGCCACAGCUUCCCUGGGCAACCUGUUCCAGUGCCUCACCAACCUCACAGUAAAAAAUUUCUUCCUAAUAUUUCAUCCAAAUCUCCUCUCAAAGAUUGUCUAUUAUGAGAUGGUCUAUUAUACAUUAGCUCUGGGAUCCCUGGAUGGGAUCCCACUCCCAUAAAAGUAAAUAAGAGUCUUGUCAUGGCUCUCAACAGAAUUAAAAUAGGACUGCAUAUGUUAUCUGUGUCUAGCUAGAUCUUAACACCCAGCUGGGGUUGAAAAAUGCCAGUCAUUCAAAAAGCGUUACAGCUGUAGUGGUCUUUGUUUUCUACACUAUGGCUUUAACUGUUAUAGUAUGUUCAGCAUCACAUGAAAAUGAGAUCAGAGCACUCAGAACUGAGGUUGCAGAUUGCCUUUGUUCAUGCAGCUUUCACUACUGGAGAACCAACUUCAAAUCUGCAACAGGUCAGGAGAUUGUGUGGUCUCCCCUAUUCCCUCACAGAGAGGGUUACACAUCAUAAAACCACUGGAGAACUGGACAGGUCACUUAUGAGGCCAAGCACUGGAAUAGCAGUGCCUCUGAAAGCCAGGCUGCAGUGUAUAGGUAUAAUUCUGCAGGGGAGGCCUCAAACAAAGGCUUUGAGAACCAUCUCAAUUUUCAACAUGAGGCCAGGGUAUUUACGUCACAGGAAAUAUCAUCACCUCACAGUACUAAAUCCUAACUUUGCUUCAAGCAAUAAUAACUUCAGAGGUUCAAUUCCAAGGCAAUUGUAACAAGGAACUUGGUAUCUGAUCAGACUAGAUUUUUUCCAGUCUUCUCCUUCUUUGGCAAACAUUAAAAAAAAAAAUAAAUAAAUCCUCAACCGAGCUUUUGCAAGUUUUACUAGUAUGGAAGUUUAGGUUUCAACUAAAUUUUUUGCUUGGAGGGACAAACAUAUUUUUUGGAUUCCUGCCCCACUGAAAUUUUUUGCAAGCUAAAAGCCCAAUUUUAUACCCUGAAUUCCCCAAAUAAGGACCAUUUUCAGAUGCUGUACGUAAUUGAGAGCCUGUAUUGUCAUGGAUCACUAACUUUAGAGAUCUCCACGCUUCAGUAUGCCAGAUAGGUCUAUCUCCAUAUGGGAAGAGGAAGCAAGAAAACUUACUGAGCUUGGUUAAUCACUGUUGCUUACAGACCCUAUAUCCCAUUAAUUGGAAACUACCUUGUUCCUACAGGCUGGAUGCCAUGCUUAUUUACAUCACUGUAAAUCGAGAGAAAUCCUAUUGAAGAUGGGCGAGAAAAUGUAGGUUUAUAGCAAUAUAAACAACAUUAGAGUCGAUCCUAUGCCUUUAUUUCUGCUCACUGAAAAUCAAGGGAGGUUCAUUCUUUAUAGGUUCAAAUAAAACCAUUUGUCAUUUUUCACUGUAAAUCCAGUAACAGGAACUGGGCUUUGACUCUUAACUGUACCAAUGCAGCAAGUAUUUUACAAGCCACCAGCAGAAAUGUAUCAGAGUAAAUGCAACGUCCCGUCAUCUGAAACACAUUAAACAAGAAAGAAGCAUGGUGCAUAAGGUUAUUAGAUCGGCUGCCUCUUUCCCACCCCAGUCUAACAAUGAACGGAAGUGUUACCCUCUGGAUCAGAUCCAGCUUCCACUAAAGUCCAUGGAAAAAUUCUCACCUUCUCCAGUGGAAGCUGGAUCAGGCCCUGAGCGAAGGAAAACCUGAAGAUCUCAACCAGAGAGCGGAGCAAUUGCACACAUCAGUUACGCGUUCUUGUAAAUCCUGUGUACGCAUAAGAUGCUGUAUAAUUUUGUAACAAGUUUGUAAACAAAGCCUGUAAUAAAUUUGUUAAGGCCUAAUCCUGUUUUCACUGUAGCCGGGAAUGGUUUUAUUGUCAACUUUGGUCACGGCACAAUGAAUUCAAAGUUCCUGUCCAACUUUUUUGAUGUGUGUUAAGUAAUUAAGCAAAAUACUCAGCUCGCAACGUUAGUCUAGUUUGAGUAUUCUAAAAUUCAGUCCCAUUAGGCAGUUCAGAUGCUCUGUCAAUAUUGUUUUGCCAAUAGAUCAUUAUAAACACACAUUUCAUUUAGCUUUUCUCCCAAACGACCGAACGCUAUUCUGAAAUUGCCUGUCUGUGUCAAACUGUAUUUUGUCCAUUUUUUUUUUCCCUAGUUUUUUUACAGUCCAUUUAGUAACAGUAAAAAACGCUCCACUGAGGUUUUGGGAAACCAUCUGCAUUUAUUUUAUCACCUUUGAACAUGUGUUCAGGAAUGAAGUCUGUGCAGCCAGUUUACUGCUACCAAGAGAUUUGUGCGGCUGCACCAGGAAGAAACUUUGACUGGACUCUACAGAGUGUGUGCUCGAAACCACUCUGCUCCUACUCUGUUAUUUCGAUGCUUUAGCAAUCAAAAGUCUUUUUGCUCGGCUGUACAUUGUGUAUCUGCAGACAAUACCAAACAG
Calidris pugnax (ruff) is the source of this 4737-nucleotide messenger RNA. RefSeq names its product neurotrophin 3 (gene NTF3). NCBI's taxonomy places the organism in Eukaryota, Metazoa, Chordata, Aves, Charadriiformes, Scolopacidae. Gene Ontology annotation, biological process: positive regulation of peptidyl-serine phosphorylation; negative regulation of neuron apoptotic process; nerve development. Gene Ontology annotation, molecular function: growth factor activity; nerve growth factor receptor binding. Bases 141 to 953 code for a protein of 270 amino acids. The transcript has 2 exons. The record is from RefSeq and is a predicted model, not a curated record.